This is a messenger RNA of Penicillium cinerascens, 555 nucleotides long. Its product is annotated as putative AP-3 adaptor complex subunit sigma. The record is from RefSeq and is a predicted model, not a curated record. Gene Ontology annotation, biological process: vesicle-mediated transport; protein transport. The coding region runs from base 1 to 555 and encodes 184 amino acids. The transcript is spliced from 2 exons. NCBI's taxonomy places the organism in Eukaryota, Fungi, Ascomycota, Eurotiomycetes, Eurotiales, Aspergillaceae. Gene Ontology annotation, cellular component: intracellular membrane-bounded organelle.
AUGAUCAACGCCGUGCUCGUCUUCAAUAACAAUGGCCAGCCCCGGCUGACCAAGUUCUACACCCAACUCGACACCCAAACACAGCAAUCACUGAUCUCGCAAAUAUACCAACUCGUCGCACAGCGCCCAUCAAGCGCAUGCAACUUCCUUCCUCUUCCACCGAUCCUCUCCCAAGGCGCCGCCAGCUCCUCCGCCGGCCCCUCCGAUGCGCCAACGCAGAUCACCUACCGCACCUACGCAACGCUCUCCUUCAUCAUGAUCUCCACAUCUACAGAGUCACCACUUGCGCUCAUCGAUUUGAUCCAGGUGUUCGUGGAGGCAUUGGAUCGCAUGUUCGAAAACGUGUGCGAGCUGGACUUGAUCUUUGGCUAUGAGACGAUGCAUGCCGUGCUGAGCGAGAUGAUUGUUGGCGGUGUCGUGAUCGAGACCAAUAUCGACAAGAUUACUGCUGGCGUGCGUACCCAGGAAGGGUCUGCAGGCAAGAAUAAGGCUAUUCAGGCGGCGAGUACAAGUUUGGGUCGUGGAGCGCUGCCUGGGUUGGGGGCGUGGCGGUGA